Messenger RNA from Centropristis striata (black sea bass), 3190 nucleotides. Its product is annotated as solute carrier family 4 member 11-like. Lineage: Eukaryota; Metazoa; Chordata; Actinopteri; Perciformes; Serranidae. Gene Ontology annotation, biological process: monoatomic anion transport; monoatomic ion homeostasis; transmembrane transport. The transcript is spliced from 20 exons. The record is from RefSeq and is a predicted model, not a curated record. Gene Ontology annotation, molecular function: solute:inorganic anion antiporter activity. Bases 80 to 2581 code for a protein of 833 amino acids. Gene Ontology annotation, cellular component: basolateral plasma membrane; plasma membrane.
UGCAGGAGGUUUUGGGAGCAGAGAGGAGGAUGAUGGGUUGACCUUUUGGAAACAUCUCAUCUACAAUAACCUGGAGAACAUGGAAGGCAGAAAGGUCCUCCAUUUUGAGCCAUCUGAGGAUCCGUCCACCGGGAGGUCCAAGAACGGAUAUGUUUUCCAGGAGAUGGAGCUGAAGGACGGCGAGCUGGAGGAUUCACCUUCACACAAAGAUCACAUCUAUGACAACCAGACCCAGAUCAGUGCUUCAGAUCCUGACUUCCCUGGGUUUGGGCUUUUGAACACAACAAGAAAAUAUGUGAAGCCGAUGAACUUCCAGGAGGAAGUGCGGGCCCACAGAGACCUGGACAGCUUCCUGGCCCAGGCCAGCAUCCUCCUGGACGAGAAGGCUUCCACGCUGGACGAAGUCCUGAGGAGAAUGUUAGCUCAUGUGGCGGAAGACGGCCACGAGAGCUGCGACCCCGACGAAGUCAUGAACUCGUUGUUCACGGACGCAGGAGGGAAGGAGUUUAAUGUUCACCUCCUGUCAGAGACCAUUCAGGGUGUGACCGCUACGUCCACUGGUGUUCGCUACCAGCAGUCCUGGCUUUGUAUUCUCUCCAAUGUGAGGAGCCUGCAGAGGCGCCACGUCUGCAUCGCCCGGCUGGAGAGGCCUCAGAACUGGGGAUCGAACUGCUGCGAGGCCCGCUACGUCAUCCUCAUCCUGGCCCCGCCCCGAACCAAAAGCACCAAGACGGCCAUCGAACUCGGCCGAACAUUCGCCUCGAUGUUCUCUGAUAUUUCCUUCAGACAGAAGCUUCUGGAGGCUCAGACUCAGGAGGAGUUCAAACAAGAGCUGGUCUACCAGCGGCAGCAGCUCGCCAUCGUCACGGAGAAGCCGGUCGUAGAGGAAGUAGAAGACUCAGAUCCACGAAGGGGAAAACCACUUAAGGUGAAAGAAUUUUUUAAAGCUGGAAAAGGUGUUUAUGAUGACCUCCGUCGUCGACUCCCGCUCUACCCCUCAGACUUCACAGACGGUAUAACUGGGAAGGACCGCUGUCUGCUGAAAUACACGACCACGGCCAUCUUCCUCUACAUCGCCAUCUUACUGCCAGCGAUCGCCUUCGGCUCGUUGAAUGACGAGAGCACAAGAGGAGAGAUAGAUGUUCAGAAGACCAUUGUUGGCCAAAGCAUUGGAGGAGUGAUCUACUCUUUGUUUGCUGGUUCUCCUCUGGUCAUUCCUCUGACCACUGCUCCACUGGCCAUCUUCAUCAGUGUGAUCCGGGGAAUCUGCGACGACUACGACCUCGACUUUGAUGCUUUCUACGCCUGCAUCGGCUUGUGGAACAGCCUGUUCCUCAUCCUGGGAGGCCUGUUCAAUGUCAGCCUGUUUAUGAAACUCUUCAAACGCUCAACAGAAGAAGUCAUUGCAUUGUUCAUCUCCAUAGCAUUCGUCGGGGAUGCAGUAAAAGGCACCGUCAAAAUUUUUCAACACUACUACCACGCGCCCACGCUGGCGACCUCAAACAGCACGUUGGUGCUUCAGCAGAUCAGUGAGAUUCUGGAGAAGAUGAACAACCAGACGGCCAACGUGACGGGAGGACACGCGUCAGUCUUUCUGCCCGAGUCUCUGGUGCUGACGACCAGAGAAAGACCCGUCCUCUGUCUGCUGCUGAUGUUGGGCACUCUGUGGCUCGGCUACGCCCUCUACCUCAUCAAGAGGAGCCCGUACCUGAACGCCAAAAUCAGAGAGGUGGUGUCUGACUGCGCUCUGCCGAUCUCCGUGGUGAUAUUCUCCUUCAUCGGCUCCUACCUGUUCCUCGACAUACAGCUUCCUCUGUUCAAUGUCCACAAUGGCCCCAUCUUUAACUUCCCUCCGUUUGACAAGCUGUCAGGACUGAACACGCUGAGUGCCGUCGGGCUGGGCUUCCUCCUGGCGCUGCUCAUCUUCAUCGACCAGAACAUCGUCAUCUCGCUCACACACGUACCAGAACACAAGCUGCUAAAAGGCACGGCGUUCCACUGGGACCUGAUGCUGACCGGCUUCAUCAACAUCCUCAUGUCGUGCCUCGGGCUGCCGUGGAUGCACGCCGCCUUCCCACAUUCCUCGCUGCACGCCCGUCAGCUGGCCAAAGUGGAGCAGCACGUAGAGAACGGACACCUCUACACCACAAUAGUGAGUGUGAAGGAGACUCGUCUGACCUCGCUGGCUGCCAACAUCCUGAUCGGCCUGUCGGCCUUCAUGCUGCCCAUUCCUCUGCAGUGGAUCCCCAAACCCGUCCUCUACGGCCUCUUCCUCUACAUCGCCGCCACUUCUCUGGAUGGGAACCAGAUGGUGGACCGCAUGGCCCUGCUGCUGAAGGAACAGACCUCCUACCCUCCCACUCACUACAUCCGCCGCGUGCCUCAGAGGAAAGUCCAUUACUUCACGGCGGUGCAGAUGAUCCAGCUGAUCAUCCUGUGUGCCUUUGGGAUGUAUCCUCUGCCCUACAUGAAGAUGGUGUUCCCCCUCCUCAUGAUCCUGCUGGUUCCUGUCAGGACCAGCCUGCUUCCCCGAGUCAUCGAAGCCAAAUAUCUGGACAUCAUGGACGCUCAGCACAUGUAGAGCAACAGAGAGCACAUAAUGAAGGGAAACAGACUCAGAACUCAAUGGUUGAAAUGCUUUUGGACUAUAUUUUGGACGUGAACACUCUGCUCUUCACCCGCCGACCCCUCAGGAGCUCUCCGUCAUGCAUUUACCACCAAUGCAUCACUUUAAUAUCUAACAUUCCUGCAUCUUUAUUGUAUUCAACAAUAUAGUCAUGAAGGAGUUUCUUCACACAGCUGGAGUUUAUGUCAGACACUUUUUGUGAUAUUUAAAAAAAUGUUAAUUUCAUUUAAUUUCAGCAUGAUGUUGUUGUAAUAGAGAGCUGCCUGGUCUGUGUCUGACUGGCUUCAGUGUUUUUACACAUAUUUUAAAAUCACUUAGCCAAGUGAGGAGGAAUUCCUCGCAGUUAAAAGAUGCAGAGUGAAGCGUCGCCUCACACUGAUAAAGCUGAAAUCAUAAAGUAUCAUAACAUACUGUACGUGUUCCAGAUGUGAAAAAACAUCUGUUUUCUUCCUGAAGAGACACAAAACAUUAUAAAGUAUUUUAGUAAACAGGUAAUUUGUUCUGUGCAUUGUAAUGUUUGGAUGAAAUCAAGCUGUUGUUACACAAUUAAACACUUAAAAGGAA